Molecule: messenger RNA, 801 nt
Organism: Trichoderma gamsii
Lineage: Eukaryota; Fungi; Ascomycota; Sordariomycetes; Hypocreales; Hypocreaceae
Exons: 2
Coding region: 1-801 (266 amino acids)
Source: RefSeq, a predicted model, not a curated record
AUGGCUUCACCCCGCCACGUCCUCAUCCUAGGCGGCCACGGCAAAAUCGCCCAGCUCCUCACCCCCCUCCUCCUCAAGCGCUCCUGGGCCGUAACCAGCAUCAUUCGCAAAGAAGAGCAAGUCCCCGACGUCGAGAAGCUCGGCGCCGGCCUCCCCGGCAAACUGCAAGUGCUCGUCCGCAGCAUCGCGGCCGUCGACACGCAGGAAAAAGCAGCGAGCAUCUUGGACGAGGUCAACGCGGAUUACGUUGCCUGGAGUGCCGGCGCUGGAGGUAAAUACGGCACCGAAGGCACAUUCCGCAUCGACCGCGACGCCGCCAUCCACUUCAUCAACGCCGCCGCCGCCAAGCCCUCCAUCAGCCGCUUCCUCCUCGUCUCCUACAGCGGCUCCCGCCGCAAGGCCGCCCCCUGGUGGCCCGCCAGCGACUGGGAAGAAUACACCGAAAAGGUCAACAACGGCCCGCUGGCCACGUACUACAAGGCCAAGCUCGCCGCCGACGAGGUCCUGUACGAGGUUUCCAAGACGAGCCGCACGCUGGUGGGCAUCGACUUGCGUCCUGGCGCAUUGACGGAUGACCCUGUGGGCAAGGUCGAGCUGGGUAGAACAAAGACGGUCAAGGGAAAUAUUCCCAGGGAGUCAGUAGCGCACGUUAUAGACAGGGUACUUGCGACUGAAGGCGUCAAGAGCGGUUGGUUGGAUUUGCACGAGGGCAAUGUUGAUAUUGAUGAAGCCGUUACUGCCGUAGUUCGCGAUGGCGUCGAUGCGGCCGAGGGUGAAGAUAUAUACGCCAAGUAUAACUAG